This is a messenger RNA of Diabrotica balteata, 2651 nucleotides long. NCBI's taxonomy places the organism in Eukaryota, Metazoa, Arthropoda, Insecta, Coleoptera, Chrysomelidae. The record is from the annotation of a GenBank genome assembly.
GACAUACGUACGUCAAAGGUCAAAAUGUCAAAAUAAUAUUUGUACAACUACAAACGAACAUAGUUAAUAAACACAGUUAUUAAAAUUAAAUCCACAUUUCUCUCUCAAAUUUUAUGAAUUUUACAAAUAUUUUCUAUUAGGAAAUAAGGAUUUAUUAACAUAUAAAAAUGUAUUAUUAAUGUCAAAUGGAGGGCACACAAGAAAUUUUAGAUUUAGCAAAUAAGAAAUUGAAGAAGUUAAAUAAGCCUACUGCUACAGAGUCACAAGUCACAACCCUUAUUCUAGAUGAUAAUGAAUUACAACGGUUAGAUAAUAUAGAUUCAUUUACUAAAUUACAGAAGCUUUCUGCUACCCGUAAUCAACUAUUGCGAAUGUAUGGUGUUUGUCGCCUUCAUUUUCUUCAUACUCUAAACUUAUCUUAUAAUGGUAUACUUACUAUUGAGGGGCUAAAGGAGCUUACAAGCUUAACAAGGUUGUGUUUAGCUGGGAACAGUAUUAAGACCAUCGAACAUCUUCAAACAAAUGUUAAUUUAGAAUAUUUGGAUUUAUCAGAAAAUAGUAUAACACAUAUAACAGAUUUAUCUUUUUUAAAAAAUCUUAAGGAAUUGUUUUUACAUAAAAAUAAGAUUAAUCACUUAAGUCAGUGUGAUAGGUUUUUACCAACAAGCUUAACAGUACUAACACUUGCUAAUAACAAUAUACAAGACCUAAAUGAAGUGUCUAGGCUUGUCAAUUUGGUGAAUUUGACUAAAAUAUCCAUGGUUAACAAUCCGUGUGUAAAUAUGACAGGCAAUAACGUAGGUUUUGAUUACCGUCCUUUUAUUGUAAACUGGUGUUUAAAUGUCAACGUCAUCGAUGAUUAUGUUGUUGACGCUAUUGAAAGUUUAAGAGCGGAAUGGUUAUAUUCUCAAGGUAGAGGAAGACAUUAUAGAGUGGGCGAUCAAAAAGAACUUGUUCAGUACCUUGCGACUGUUUGUCCUCUUACUGGAGAAACAUUGGAAACUGAAGAAGAUAGGAAAUUACGACUUAUAUUAAGUAAAGCACAGCAUCAUCAACAACAACUAAGAGAGCAAUCAUCAAAUAAUGUUACACCAAAUCCAAGUCCUAUGACGAGAAAGAAAUUAAUGGGGGCAAACAGGCAAUCUCCAAGAUUUUCAGGUGGUUCAAAAGGAACUAACAAUAGAAGUAAAUCACCUGACAGAAUGACGUCCAGUUGUUACAGCCCUUUUAAUGAUUCCAAUAAUUCGAAUAUAAUGACUCAAAGUUUAGAUCCAUUGCUGUUACGAAUGAGCGUAGUAUCACGACCAGUAUCGAACGAUUCAAACAGUAUUAUAGCUGAAAAGUGUUUAGAUUCGGAACCAAUCAAUAGUCCACUGCAGGCUCUGUCGAAAAAUGUACCGGUUCCCGAAUCGUUGAUGAGUCCCGAUUAUCAUCCGUCAUCGUUAAUGGGUACGAAGAACGCUCAAAAUAUAUCUCUGCAACCCAAUAACGUAGCCAGAGUUCAUUCAGCUCAAACUACGCAUACUUCUAAAUCACCUAAAUUUAAUAGGGCUAUUCCGAACAGAGCCAGAACAGACAAUUUGAGAAAAGUUGGUUCUCCUUCUCCAGUAAGGCAAAGUAGGAUGAACACAAAGACACCUACAUCGAAUAAGACAGAGUCCAAUAAGAAAGCAUCAAUCCUUGUGAACAGAUCGGCCAGUAGUGACGAGGAAUCAGAAAUUUGCGAUUCUAAGUUACAGACAAUUCAAAUGAAAGCAGAAGAACGGAGGUUGCAGAAGGAAGAAGUAAAUAGUAAUUGCAGUAGUGAAGAUAAGGUGGAACAAGCUGCUGUGUGUAUUCAGAGGAUAUGGAGAGGAUAUUACACUAGAAACAAAAAUAAGGAAGUUCAAGAAAUGUUUAAGGAAUUGCAGAAUCAGAGGGCUAAUCAGUAUAUUCAAAAACUUGCUACUGAUAUGGAAACUACCAAAGCUGCGUUGGAAAGUGAACGUAAAAUCCAAAUGUUACAGACAGAAGCUAUUAGUGCUUUGUGGAAGAAAAUAUCGAACUUGCAACCUACAGCAGAUGGCGAGGGAACAUCUAACGUAAAUCUCAACAUGACAAAUUUAUCAUUAAAUAAUUCAGAGGUGGUGAAAGAAUUAGCACAAACAUGUACGAUGUUACAAUCGCAGAUUCAACAGUUACAGACAUCAAUGCAAGAUAUCGUAAAAGUUAUGACAGCUUUUAGUCAGACUGCAGGUAUAAAUCAACAGCUAAAAGAUGGUAUUGCUACUCAAACGGAAAUCAUUGCUGUUCAUACACCACAGGGCGAUGCAGCUAAGUCGUUUCCUUUUCAAAAACAUUCCAAUCAGUCCAGACCUUCUUCUCUGCCACUUCCGGUUCAUCAAAGAAAAAAAGAAGUACAUCAAAAUAAUGGUAAUAGCAAUAACUCUUCGGGAGUUCCAUCAGAAUUAACGCAAUAUGCAAGAACUCUUGUAGAUGGCGUUAUAAGAACCGUUUCGGAAAGUAAUGCUGAUAGUCUGGGUUCUAAUACAGAAAUUACAGUUACCGAUACUGAAAAAAUCGGCGAUUACAUAGACGAUAAUCGUGAAGAAGAUAUUUAAUGUAAGGAAAUUGAACAUAUAGUGAGCUUGAAAUAAAGAUUGCGAACAGAU